This is a messenger RNA of Caenorhabditis remanei, 531 nucleotides long. RefSeq lists its product as uncharacterized. The transcript is spliced from 3 exons. The record is from RefSeq and is a predicted model, not a curated record. NCBI's taxonomy places the organism in Eukaryota, Metazoa, Nematoda, Chromadorea, Rhabditida, Rhabditidae. Bases 1 to 531 code for a protein of 176 amino acids.
AUGUUCCAUGUUCUCCUUUUCUCCGUCUUAUUCGUAUUCCCUAUUCCAUCCACAUCAGAACAUUGUGAUCAAUCUAUUCUAUUAUCACUCUUCAAAUGUUCCGAUAUUGCUUCCAAUCUGACAAUUCAACUCCAGAAAUUAAAAGAUAUGCCGCCGGCGAGUCAAAUGGGAAUAUAUGUGGAUAUGUGUGAAUCUUAUUUGUUUUGUCUGGAAAAAAUCGAGUGUCCAGAUGCUCAAAAACACCUGCAACCAAGAGAGAAAGCGGUCACUUCAAUGUGUAAUGGAAUGAAGUUUAUGGCAGGUCCAUUUGGGAAAUGUGUCGAAAAGCUUCGUUCCAACAGUCCAUCUCUCAAAAAGUAUCCAUGUGCAAGACAUCUCGUUAAUAAGGUCGGGCGGCCUGGAAACUGUGAAAUGUAUCAAAAAGAAAACGAAUGCACUCAGAAUCUUGUGAAGGAUCAGUGUGGAAUCGAGGCAUUGGACGAGUUGGAAACACAUAAAUCUUAUAUUUUGAGUCAAAUGCAUUGUAAAUAA